Molecule: messenger RNA, 1176 nt
Organism: Camellia sinensis
Lineage: Eukaryota; Viridiplantae; Streptophyta; Magnoliopsida; Ericales; Theaceae
Product: tetraspanin-7
Biological process (GO): auxin-activated signaling pathway
Cellular component (GO): membrane
Source: RefSeq, a predicted model, not a curated record
AUCUCUCUCUCUUUAGUCCCCCGUCUUGCGCUUCCCUUGUUCUCUCUCUCUCUCUCUCUCUCUCUCUCUCUCUCUCUCAUCAAAGAAUUUGAAGAUGUUUCGAUUGAGCAACAACCUGGUCGGUAUACUAAACUUCGUUACAUUCCUCCUCUCAAUCCCCAUCGUCUGGGCUGGAGUAUGGCUGAACCACCACGGCGCAUCUGAGUGCGAGAAGUUCUUAACAAAGCCAGUCAUCAUUCUGGGUGUCUUCCUCAUGGUGGUCUCUCUGGCUGGACUCAUCGGCGCGUGCUGUCGCGUCUCGUUGCUUCUCUGGGUCUACCUCUUGGCUAUGUUCCUCCUCAUCGUCAUUCUCUUCUGUUUCACCAUCUUCGCAUUCGUGGUCACAAACAAGGGGGUUGGAGAGGUGGUGUCUGGGAAGGGGUAUAAGGAGUAUAGGCUCGGAGACUACUCGAAUUGGUUGCAGAAGAGGGUUAAUAGUACCAAGAAUUGGAACAAGAUCAAGAGUUGCUUGCAGGACAGUAAGGUUUGCAAGAGCUUGAUUGAUGAUGGGUCUAACACCACUGCCGAUGAAUUCUAUCUCGAGCACUUGUCCGCCAUUCAGUCGGGUUGCUGCAAGCCAUCAAAUGACUGCAAUUUCACCUAUGUUAGCCCAACCAACUGGACUCCCACAGGCAACACUCCAUAUAACAAUUCCGAUUGCAACCAGUGGAGCAGCGACCCAACCACACUGUGCUUCAACUGCCAAUCGUGCAAGGCUGGGCUUCUCGAUAACAUCAAGCAUGACUGGAAGAAAGUGGCCAUCGUCAACAUCAUAUUCCUUGUAUUCCUCAUCAUCGUAUACUCAAUUGGGUGUUGUGCCUUCAGGAACAACAGAGAGGACAACGCAUGGAAGGGGCACCCCUGAACUCAUUCCGAGUCAAUUUGAGUAGAUGUUAGGGCUUCUACUUUGACUUGUUCCCAUUUUAUGUAUUCUUUACUUUCUUGUAUAGCUGUCUAUGUUUCGACUUAUUCAGACCAUAUCAGCUAGCUUAUGGGUUCCUUUAUAUCUUGUAUGGAAGCUUUGGUUGCGAUAUACAGUAGUCAGCUUGUUCGUAUUGGUUCCUUUCUUGUAUAGCAUUGCAUGUAAUGACAUUUGGCAUCGUUACAUCAUAUCUGAAUAUCUGAUUUUUCGCAAUA